AAGGAUGAAAGAGAGAGCACCAUGUUCCUGUAAAAUCGGUGUGGAGAGAGAUCCUCAACUACAUUGUCUCAUUUAUUGAAUCUUCUACAUCUCAAGCUUCAACUUUUGCAACCUCAUAGAAGAAAUACAUACAGUUUUUUAUUUUGCACAUCUUAAAUUGGUUUACGUGGUUAAUUAUUUUGGAUGGAAAUAAUGUUUAGAUUGGAAGAGCAUAAUGGGUGUCAUCAAAACCAGUUUUUCUCUGAUUAUGAUAGGAAAAAUAGAGAACAUAGUAUAACAAUGACACCAUGUUCUGCAUCAUCACCAUCUCCACCAACACUUCCUUAUAUGCAGCACCCUAUAACCAAAUUGGACACUCUUCCUGGCAUUGCAAUCAAAUAUGGUGUUGAGGUUGCAGAUAUCAAAAAGCUUAAUGGCCUUGUUACAGACCAUCAGAUGUUUGCUCUUAAGAUGCUACACAUUCCACUACAUGCAAGGCAUCCUCCUUCAACUUAUUUACCAGAUGAUUCUAGCACCAAAGGACAUUGUAACCCUGAUAACUAUGCAUGCAGUGAACUGGUUGAACCAUUCCAGUCCCUGAGAUUGAAGUCCUCCCCAGCCAUGACCCGUUUACAAAGUUACAAUGUAACCAAACUAACAAUGAAGAAAUCCACAUCUGAAAUCUUUGACAAGGCAGAGUACAGAGAAGGAGCUCCUAACUCUUCAGAAAACGGUUCAUUCUACCGGCACUCGCCGACUUCCAAACGACACCUGAGCCAUCUCCACAAAUCCAAGAGUUUGGCUAGUGGAAUUUUGGAUGAAAUUUUCGAAAGAUGUGAUAUUGAACCAGUUGUAGUAGAAGACUCUAAUACAUGGAAUGAUGCUAAGUUGGUGUCGAAAAAGGAUAAUAGAAACAAUGGUAGGCUUUCAUCAAGAACAGGUAGUGGCUUAGCCCUGAGACAGAAAUCUGGUAGCAGAAUUGCAUUGAAAAGUGAUUGUGAAUCGGGUGGUUUGAAUCCCCGGCCAAUUAAUAUGAGGGCAGUUUUGCUCAUGGAUGGGGAAUGUGGUGGUGGUGUGAGGAGAUCAUCAAGCACAUCAUCUUUACAUAUUCAACGCAGCUCCUCCUCAAGGAGCAGUUUGAAACCAGAUUUACAGGCCUUUUCAACUGGAGGUACUGCAAAACCAACCUUUGGUGUCUUGCCUAUAACUAGCCGAAGAAAUAAAGCUGCACUCGAUUAACUUAUAUGUGAAGUUAGUUACCACACCAGUUGAUUGAUUUGAGGAAGGAGUCUUUAUAUGUGAACAUACACCAUUUGAGGUCGAAAUACAAUUUACAUAUAGCCCUAUGGGUUUCUUCUUUUUUUGGACCGUGUUUCUUUGUGGAUGAUUAGCUUUUGUAUGUUACUGAUCACCAUUGUUUGUUUGUCUCCUUUUUAGCUUUGUUUUCAAAGUUGUGAUUAAUACACCAUUCUGCUUUCUAAAAGAAAAUACAAUUUACAUAUGAGUUAGUGUCAGUUUUGUACCACCAUAAUUUGUGGCAGUCAAAAACCGCCACUAACUCAUAUGUCGAUUGUAUACCUGGCUCAAACCCUAUGUUUAC
Lotus japonicus is the source of this 1579-nucleotide messenger RNA. RefSeq lists its product as uncharacterized. The coding region runs from base 184 to 1218 and encodes 344 amino acids. The record is from RefSeq and is a predicted model, not a curated record. Lineage: Eukaryota; Viridiplantae; Streptophyta; Magnoliopsida; Fabales; Fabaceae. The transcript has 3 exons.